AUGGCUCCGGGCCCGACAGCGUCCGCGCAUCGCCCAGUCGCGGCAUCCCGAGCCAGGAGCCCUACUAUUCUAAUCGAGUCCGGGACAGACAUUGCUGUGCUACACGCGAUCAUCACAGCCGCCCAAGAACACCUCGACAAUGCGCCCGGCCCGAAACCACUGCCCGCCGCCGCGCUCUUCAAGGCCUACGACGAAAUCCUCCCCCAGCACGGCAUCGAUCCCGAGUCGGACCAUCAUCUCUCUGCUCUUGUAUUCAGAGUCGGCGGCGAACAGGGUGCCGGCAGCUUGCUAGACAAGUUUCAGUCAAUCCUCGGCCGCAUAGGCAUCGUUCUGGAAUUCAGCGACGACUCUACUACUUCUCCCGAAGGCUAUGCCGAGCACCCUCACCCUCUAUCUCCGGAGCCACUAGACACUCAUCGUUGGUACCCCGACGACCUCCCCAUCGACGAAGAUGAAGACGCUCCUCCAAAGAGACCCCGGGCCUACAGCGCGACUUCCGUGGAAACCGACUCCGCUCCUCAGAAGCUUCAGGCCCAAGAGCCAAGCAGCAAGAAGGAUUACCAAGCGAGAGAUGUCGACCAUGCUCCUGGACUUACCGACGCAAAGUCGUACUCGUCGGCCCAGAUCUCCUCCACUGCAACGCGACACGGUGAUCCAUAUCAUCACUACCCGAGUCCGCUAUUCGACCACCUACCUAUUGAUCUCGACGCUCCAGGCGAUGACCCAAAAGCUCGCCUGUUGAUGCCACAAGCCGACAUCUCCCUCCAGUCGGCAGAAAGGAAGUCCGAACGUGAUAUUCAAACUUUGGACAAACCACCGAGACGCGUCAAAGAUCACGGCGAGAUCCAGUUCAGCGAUAUCGAACACGAUGAAAAACUUGCUCAGGACGCUGCAAGGCAGGAGAAGCGAAAUUCGAAAAAGACGGUCGAGAACAAGACGCACAACGACAGGACUGAAGGCGAAGACGUCGCAGGGCCCCCCCAUUACUUACCAAAAGAAGUCCAGCCGACAGCGCAAACAGAUCGGGAUGAACCUCCAGCGUCAGUUCAGUCCGACCACGAGCAUACCUUCUCUCGUUUGUAUCAAGAGCGACUGCUUACAAGAGCAACACGAGCUCGCGAGAUCUACUUGGCAAGCAAGGUCUUCAACCACUGGGCAGACCGGACCGCAGGGCGACUGGAGCGGGAAGGCGUAGCUAGAAGACACAUGAUUCGCUUUCGCUGCUUCCAGGGCUGGAGCUGUGCGCCGAGUCUCCGGUAUCCGAUCAUCGAGAACCUCAAGGCUCUAACGGCGGUGCAGAAGCUACACCGCGCUGUGUCGUAUCAACAAGAGCAACUGAGUCUGGCCGCAUCAGCAAUCGCGCAGAGACAUCGUGCUCGGGUCGCGUCCCGCGUCUGUGACCAAUGGUGCUCACACUUGGUCGCCCUCGCCUACCACCGCAAGUUGGAGAAGAAGUCUAAGCAACGGGCCCUGCUUGCAUGGAAAGUAAGCACAUCUAGCAACCUCGUCAAGACGCAAGCCAUAAGCAGGUUCAAUCGGCGCGAGGGCAUCAUCAACGCACUGUCGAAACUGCAAGAUCACACCAUAAUCAAUAGUCGCCAGCUUCAUGCAGCUAGGCAACUCGGGUCACUGCAGCUGCUCUUUGGUUGUCUGACGGAAUGGAGAGAUCAGGUCCAGGUCAGAGCGCGAUCGUCUGCCUAUCGUGACAAGCUGGCGGUUGCAACCGUCGGCCGGACGUUGGAGAAUUGGAAGCUGUCCUCACGAGUGCAGGCAGUUCGAUGGAGGGCGGACUUCAUUUCUGUGACGCGCGCCCUGGGAAGCUGGCGAAGACACUACAUGCAAGAGGAGUGGCGGCGAAACCUGUGUGCGAAUCACCUCAAGUCAUACCGCGUAUCAACUCUCCUGGGUGCCCUACAGCGGUCCAGCACCAUCGAGGCGCAGCGGUCGCACCUUAGCGAUCGAGCCAGGCUGUUCAUCGUGACGACGCGGGUAUUGCCCAUCAUGGACUCUGCUGUGCAAGCACGGAAAACCCAGAUGAAGGAGAUGAUCAGGCAGUACUUGAUGAUGAGAUAUACACAGGUGUCCUCUGCUCGAAAGCGGCGAAAAUUCUACGAGGCUUUGGAUCACUGGCGAGCCAUGACAGCCCAGGCGACCUCGGAAAGCGACGUUGUCACCAUGUACAAUGCAAAGCACUACUAUGGCCAGGCUGAGCUCGCUCUCACGAAGUGGAGGGCGCGCACGGAAGAAGAUCUGGAGGCUCAGCUAGCUGCCUACAAGCAUUAUGCGCAAACCGUUUUGGCGGCAUGGAGCGACGUUGCUCGAGAGCGCGAGCGGAUGGAGAUGCAAUCCCUGGAGCUGUGGGCUGCCCGCAGGCAACGGCAAUACCUCAAAGCGUGGUCGAUCUGGUCAUUGCAACGCAGCGGGCAGGCCCAUACCGCGACAAAGGUGCUGGUGGACAGGCACAACAAGCAGGACGUCGCCUCCGUGCAGCUUGAGACGCCAACGCGCUGGACCGGCAGGCCGCUGAACAUGACCUUACCCCUAUCAGCCAAGCCCUUGGCCUCAUGGCGGGAGACUGACGAGGAUUCGGCCACGUCUAGUGAUACGGAAGAUGUCGGAUUGCAAAAGUCUCCAAGCAAGCCCCCCUCCUAUACAGGGCGCAUCACUCUAUCGUCUACGACUCCCCGAGGUCCGGUGCCCAUUCACUUGAGCCCCAAGAUCAUGCGAGCAGGCACGUCCCCUCAGCGUUGGAGCAAGAGCGACAAUCCUUCGAUAUCCCGCCCAGGCCUAGCCCAAGACACGUCCCGUGGACCACAGUCAACCCCUCAGCCAAUUUCCAAGCCGAACUUUGGUAGUUCACUUCAACGCAUCCGCAGCAUGUGGCAGUUUGCCAACUUGUGCCAAUGGAUUUACAUAUUCGGCGAUGCUGCCUCUAUCGACAAUGCGGUUGACGUCGAUUAUAUCGAGACGGAGUGUCUCAAGCCGAAUUCGCCGGGACUCAACGACAUCGCCCUGGCCCUCUUGCGGUUGGUCUCUUCGCAGCGCGGUCUCAACCAUGCAUCGUUCGACGACCAAGCUCGAAAACAGUAUCUGCUGAAGUCGCCGGACACCAAUCCUUUCGGCGACGAUGACAGCCCCAAGAGCUUUGCUGAGUUUGAUGUGCUCAGCAAGUGGGCCAUGAUUCGGCCAGAAAUUCUUCGAGAGAAGAUGAAGGAGCAAAAGGAUACUGAGCAGACGACCUGGCGGAUCGAACCCUACGGCUGGGACAGCGAAGACCGCACCUACUACGUUCUCGACGACAAUCGAGUAUACCGUCUAACGGAAGCGCCUCCGAGCCAGAAACCGGCCCCUUCCAAGAACAGCCGUCAGUCUCGACGUACGAGGAAAAGGCGACGUGUAUCCGAGCCGGACGACGCCGCAGACGAAACCGUCAACGAUGCUCUCAAAGAAGGGCACGAACUGGCCUACGAGGACACCCAUCUGGGCGACAUGGUUUGGGAGUGUGUGGCAGUGACUCUUCCAGAAGUCCAGGCGCUCGUUGACAGCAUGGCCAAGUCACGAGACGAGAACGAAAAAAUCCUCCGAAAACAACUGCGAGACCACCUGGUGCCUAUCCUGGAGAAGCAGGAACAGGAACGAAGCCGCCGGGAGCUGAGGCGCGAGAAGGAGCUGGCAACUCUCGCCCUGAUGGCCAACGCGAAACGUUCAAGUCGCAUCGCUUCCAAGGCGGAGCAGCGAGAGCAGCAAGAAAGGGAAAGGGCUGAGCAAGAGCGUCUCCGAGAAGCAGCCGCCAUCCAACGUCGAGAGGAGCAGAAAAGGGCCAAGAUCCAGAGGGAGAUGGAAAUGAGGCUCGCUUCCAGAGAGCAACGUCUGAAGCAGAGAGAGGAGCGCCGUGUCCGGCGUGGCGAGAGCGGCACCCCGGCGUCUGUAGGCGAAGAUAGCGAGGUGACAGUGGCAGAUGUGAUGCCUGGAAAUGGCGAAAAUGGCCGCGAUCCCCAGGGCAAGCAGGAGGAAGAGGAGGCGUGGCAGGUGCCUCGGGAUCAGCGAGGCCGCUGCGGACCACCCUGA
This is a messenger RNA of Trichoderma reesei QM6a, 4068 nucleotides long. RefSeq lists its product as uncharacterized. Gene Ontology annotation, cellular component: RSF complex. NCBI's taxonomy places the organism in Eukaryota, Fungi, Ascomycota, Sordariomycetes, Hypocreales, Hypocreaceae. The transcript is spliced from 9 exons. The coding region runs from base 1 to 4068 and encodes 1355 amino acids. Gene Ontology annotation, biological process: regulation of DNA-templated transcription. The record is from RefSeq and is a predicted model, not a curated record.